Serendipita indica DSM 11827 is the source of this 2523-nucleotide messenger RNA. Lineage: Eukaryota; Fungi; Basidiomycota; Agaricomycetes; Sebacinales; Serendipitaceae. The record is from the annotation of a GenBank genome assembly.
AUGUCCAUGCGUAUAUUCGGCAAGAAGGAAAAGAGAAAAUAUUCACAUUUUGUGAAAGACGGGAUCAUAUCGCCUCGAACGAGCAAUCUAAGUGGAGACGACACAUCUGCGGGCGAUUCGGCGCAAGACUGGCUCGUCCGGAUCGAAGGAGCAAUUACGUCUCUGAAGAUUAUAAAAGACGCAAGUGAAGGGAGUGAUUUAUUGUCACCUCUCAAAGCCAUUUGCAGCGGCCUUCUAACACUUCUCGAAAGAGCCAAGACGAUCAAGCGGAAUCAGUUAGCAUGGACAGAUGUCGGCAUGCGAGCGAAGCACCAUCUGGAUACCUUUGAGCGACAACUGGCUCAGUUCGACGAAGGGGAAUCGGAAGAGGUGGAGUCGCCGCUUUUUGUCCCUAUACGGCUGUACUGCGGGGAAUUGUAUGAUAUCCUCACCGCAGUAUCAGACGAGGAGCGUGUAGGUUCUAUUACAUCAAAGAACGAAAAGGUGAAGAUCAGGACCCUUUUCAAGAAGACUAUGACAGCGGAACUCGACGUGGAGAGCAUCAAUGCCUUUGCCAUCCGGUUGGACGAUGCAAUGAACGAGGUCACGCUUGCUCUUUCGCUCUUCACAGCAUUUAAAUCCCAAGAAGUGAACAACACUCUGAGUCAUAUCGACGUCAAACUUGAAUCCCUUCUGCAGAGAGAUACGGUUUCACCUCAUGGCGUUCAACAUCGACGCUGUCUCCCUGGUACUCGAGUGGCUGUCAUCGACGAGGUCCAUACAUGGCGGCAAAGCAAGGAGACUGGUUAUCGCAUCUAUUGUCUCGGAGAUAACGCAGGCGUAGGCAAAUCCACACUAGCAAACGAACUGGCCACCCAGUGGAACGAGAAUAGACUAGCUGUUGUGCGGUUCUUUUUCUCGAAGGGAAACGCUGCCACCUCCACCGCCAGUGAUCUCUGCCUACAUGUUGCAAGGGUCCUAUGGCUUGAAUAUCCAGAGCUCAAAGAGAAUUUGGGAGAUGUCAUUAAUCAUUUGCAUACCAUCGCCACUUUCUCCGUCGCUGAGCAGUGGGACCGUCUUGUUGUCACACCACUCUCGACCUUGAAGCAAGAGGGCAUCGUUGUCAUUGAUGCGCUCGACGAAUGCCAAACAUCGACGAGAGAGUAUCUUCUCUCGUGCCUGAUCGACACAUUCGGCAAGGAUUCGACCAAGCUACCCAACUUCAAACUCUUCAUCACGACGCGUCUCGAGGAGGACAUCAAGGCCGCCUUGGAAGAGGAUUGUGGAAUCAAGUUUGGCGAUAUGCGGUCGGGGGGACACGUAUAUAUGGAGGAUAUCAGCAAGUUUAUUCAUGAGCGGGUAGCCAAGAUCAAUCGUCGUGGCGUGCAGCUCACCUCUGAGCACGAGGGGCAGCUCAUCCGACGCUCGGAAGGUCUCUUCAUCUUUGCUGCGACAGCUUGUGCGUCGCUCGAGAAAAGUUUGGAUCGUCUGGGACAUCUCGAUGCAAUACUCGCACCGAGCGCUCGAAGCUCCCUGGAUACUUUGUAUCUCGAGGUCCUGAAUCGAGCUUUACAAGACGAGAGAGCGACGACUCUCUCCAACGUCAGACUAGUUCUCGGUGCCAUCAUCAUCGCACCAGUUCCCAUCUCGGUGCACCAGCUCGUGGUUCUCUUGCCGGAAGCGAACCAAACCACACCAGUCGAGCAGAUUGUCAGUCGACUUGCAAGUGUCCUCCGCGUCAGUUCUCAAGAUGGAACUGUAUACUUCCUUCACCCGACCUUUCGCGAGUUCCUUCUUGAUAGGAAACGUUCGCAACAUUACGCAGUCAGUUCUAGGACCCUUCACGCCAGGCUGGGAGCAGGCUGCCUUCGCUUGCUUCUACAGAACCUCAGACAAGGUAUCGCCAGAGAUUGGGACGUAGAUCCACAGCAGCGAUCCGAUAUAUUGAAUGGUAUCGCGUAUGCGGCGUCAUUUUGGAUCUUCCACUCAAUGGAGUUUCUCCACCUGCAGCAUGUCCUCGACGACAUGCGUCAUCUGUUCGAGGAGAAGUUACUAGAGUGGAUCGAAGUUGCUAUUACCGUCUCCAACAUUCCUUGGAUCCUUAAAGCCCUCACGGAGCUGCAUAGUGCCAUCGAACGGAAUCUCAAAAUGAAACGUACAUCUCUGCGUCAGGUCGAUCUGCAACGGUGCCAGGAGAUACACAGCUUCAUAAUACGAAAUCAAUCUGUUUUGGUCCACUCUACCGAGGAGAUUCACCGGUCGUGUCUCGCAUUUGUCGCCGAUAGUGGCUUCAUUUGCGAACAAUACCAAAAACCAAAGGCGGCGACAUUGCCCAGAGUUGUCCUCGAUACUGCUCCACCGAGUGGAUCAUACAAGCGACUUCGGAUGCACAAGGGAAGAGUCUCGAAUAUCUUAUUCGGUCACGACGGGACGAGACUUGUAUCUUGCGCCAACGACGGGAACAUCUACGUUUGGGAUAUUAGCACUGGUGGCCUCCUCGGAACGAUGACCAAGAAGGCACCUAUGGUAGCCGUCGAUAAGUAA